GGUGACAGGAAGCGUCUGUUGUUUGUCGCUGUUUGUUGGAGGGUUUAUUUGAGCAGCUGCUGAUGCUUGAAAACGCCUUUGACAAAACCUCUGUCUAAGGUUCAUCAACCAGCUUCAUUAACUACAGUUUACUGAUUGACUGGGAAGAACUGCAAAGGACACAGUUGGACAAGAGAAGUCCUCAAGAUCUCAAGAUGUCAUCUGGAAGUCUGGGUCAAGACAUUAACCAGGAGGAGCUGGAUUUUUCUGACCUGUUUCUAUAUAAUCCACCUGGAGAGGAUUUUCCUGCUGGCCAGGAUGAAGAUGACCCAGGUGCCAUCCUUCAGGCUGACCGCCAGCCUCCCCUGGUGGUGGUCGACCCUCACACUGCUUACAGCGCCACCUCCAGUCAGCCACCUUCUGGCCAAGAUGUGACCUCUCACAGCCACACCACAGAGACCCUGCCAGGCGCUGCGUUUGAUUCACGGCUGCUGACAUCAAGAGCAAGCAACAUCCCUGCUCCCAGCCCCAGGAUUGAGAUCACGCCGUCGGGUGACUCUCUCAGCUCUCAGACGAUCGAGUCCAGCCCUGGUUCCAAAGCUCUCGGGGCCUACAGGGACUGCGUCAGUCCUGCCAGCAGUAACUCUUCCACAGGCUGGCCGGUGGAGACGUACUCUCCGCUGGCGUCACCUUGCGCCUCCCCGUCUAACGGAGCAGGCUGCGGCGUAGGCUUGACUGCCUUGGACCUUUGCCCAGGCCUGCAGGCCAUACACACUUCUUCUGUGCACUCCUCACCGGGAGCCUCUCCCCGAAACAGCAUCACAGACGAGACGUAUCUCCAGCCACAACACCAACGAGCCGCCUCUCCACUUCCUCACCAGCGUUCCCGCUCAGCCUCACCGUGUGGGAAGCGCUCCCUCGACCAGGCCCAGUCAUGUCAGGGGGCCACUCCCGUCAAGCAGCGCUCCCGCAGCCCCAGCCCCAUCCCGUCACCUCACGAGCAUCAAGGCUCGUACUACCUUGACCAGUACCAGCCACAGACCACGUUUCAGCAACAGGCUCAGGCCUCAAACCCCGGCCUGGAGGAGGUGUUGAGCAGCCUGAGCUCCGAUCUGACCAGAAUUGUGCCUUCUGCAGUAGCGAGAGGGGCUCACAUGCAAGCCCAGACACAGGACUGUGUGUACAAUGAAGGAAACGCCUGGAUCGCCGAGCAGGAGAGGAUGGUUAGGGCUGCUGCUGAGGUUAAACCCGAGACAUUCUACAUGAUUCCAGCUGUGUGGCCUCCGGCCAAUUCAGUUCUUCAUUCUGCACAGACCUUCAGUGGCCUCGCUGUGGCUCCACUUCCUCUUUUAGAGUGGCCGUUACCCAGUCAGUCAGCCCAGUACGAGCUACUGAUCCAGCAGCAGCCAAGAUCCCACCAUAGAGCGCACUAUGAAACUGAAGGCAGCAGAGGAGCAGUCAAAACACCCAACGGAGGUCACCCAGAGAUUCAGCUCUGUGGGUACCAAGGCACAGCGCCACUGGGGCUCCAGGUCUUCAUUGGGACGGCUGACGAGAGGCUCCUGAAGCCUCAUGCUUUCUACCAGGUCCACCGCAUCACAGGGAAGACCGUCACAACACACAGCAUUGAGAGGAUGAUCAGCGGCACCAAGGUGUUGGAGAUCCCUCUGGAACCAAAGAACCACAUGAGAGUUGUGAUUGACUGCGUGGGGAUUUUGAAGCUGAGAAAUGCCGACAUCGAACUAAGGAACGGUGAGACGGACAUUGGACGGAAAAACACGCGCGUGCGCUUGGUGUUUCGUGUCCACAUCCCUCAGCCCGGAGGCCAGCUGGUGUCGCUUCAGGCAGCUUCUAACCCGAUUGAAUGCUCUCAGCGCUCGGCUCAGGAACUCCCUGCAGUCGAGAGGCAGAACCUGGACCAGUGCUCUGUACUUGGUGGUCAACAAAUGGUCCUGACAGGGCAGAAUUUCACAUCAGACUCCAAAGUGAUAUUCUCAGAGAAGACGCAAAAUGGGCAGCAAAUCUGGGAGGUGGAAGCUACAGUGGACAGAGACAAAACUCAAUCUAAUAUGCUGUUUAUUGAAGUCCCUCCGUAUAAAUACAGGACCAUUCGCCAACCGGUGAAAGUCAACUUCUACGUCAUCAAUGGAAAAAAGAAGCGCAGCCAGCCUCAGCACUUCACCUACACCCCUUUGAUAGCCAUUAAAGCAGAGCCACUGGACGACUAUCAGUUCAAUUCCUAUGGCUUCUCGGAGAACCGAGCUCUGUCUGACAUGUCCAUCAAGUCCCUGUACGAACACCACAGCCAGGACAACUUCGAAGCUUUGAAUGUGUCGCCGUACCAUCUAACUGCUGUGGACCCCCGAGCUCACGCCAUAAGCUCUGCUUCGCUGGAUGAGCAGCUGGUGUAUUACCAGUCCAGAGCAGGCACUCUGAUCAACAGCCCUGUGUUGUACCAUAGCCCCAACCAGCGCUACAACAACUGCAGUACUUCCCACCUCGAUGGACCCCCGAUUGGUUCCCACACAUCCACCUUUGGCCAGUGUGUAAGCGCUAAGAUGCCUCUGGCUGAACCUGGCAAAGGUCCAGAGGUUGAAGAUUCAUUUGACACUUACUUGGUGUCGAGACAUCUGGGGUAUGUGCAGACAGUCCAUCCACUGGGAAAGUCACCACCUUCAAGAUGUAUUCAAGGCCAGUCCCAAGGGAAGACGGAGGGCCAGGCUGAGCAGAGUGGGCGGCCUCUGAACCAGAUCAGCUCCGCCAGAGGACUCCACGAGAAACAUCCUCCAGAGAGGAUCACUGUCAAACAGGAGAACCUCAGCUAUGCCUACCUGGAGGAUGUGAAUGACAUCAUAAGAAGAGACAUGAAAAGCUACAAUGGGGAGUGACUCUGAAGCUCUACAGCUGCUUUGAAGACCACCACCAUGUGUUGAUACAAAAUCCAGAUUGAUUUGAUGACUUGAAGAAAGCUUCUUUUCUUAGGAAUUUGUGACAUUCAAAGCAAAUAACGGAAAGUGUUUCAUGAAAGAUAUAUAUUGAAUGUAAUCAAAUAUCAGUCAAGUUCACAAUGAAAAGUACAUUUUACUUCAGUGGGAUAGGUACCAUGGAUUUUCAAAUGUCACAUCCUGUCAUGUAAUAUGUAUCCAAUGUAUACUGUCUUAUUUCAGUGUGUUCAACUUCUGCUAAUACAAUUGUACACUUGCUCUUCAUAAGCUUGUAGAAAAUAUUUCAUAGCAAAUAAAGUCUUUUAUUUUAACCAGUA
Molecule: messenger RNA, 3241 nt
Organism: Salarias fasciatus (jewelled blenny)
Lineage: Eukaryota; Metazoa; Chordata; Actinopteri; Blenniiformes; Blenniidae
Product: nuclear factor of activated T-cells, cytoplasmic 2-like
Exons: 10
Coding region: 195-2867 (890 amino acids)
Biological process (GO): cytokine production; regulation of transcription by RNA polymerase II; calcineurin-NFAT signaling cascade
Cellular component (GO): transcription regulator complex
Molecular function (GO): DNA-binding transcription factor activity, RNA polymerase II-specific; transcription factor binding; RNA polymerase II cis-regulatory region sequence-specific DNA binding
Source: RefSeq, a predicted model, not a curated record